Molecule: messenger RNA, 639 nt
Organism: Linderina pennispora
Lineage: Eukaryota; Fungi; Kickxellomycota; Kickxellomycetes; Kickxellales; Kickxellaceae
Exons: 1
Coding region: 1-639 (212 amino acids)
Source: RefSeq, a predicted model, not a curated record
AUGCCGAAAAUCAAGUUCACUCUCGGCGAGACGCUCCAGCUCAUCAGCGCGUUGCCGUACUUGCGACAGCUGAGUACCGGUAUUCAUAUCACAAGAGAGAUGCGCACGAAUACGUUUGCUCACAGACGGUGCCGUGGCAAAUGCUACUUGGACUGGAGACAGGCCGUGGAGUACAGCGAUGAUGACAGCGACUCGGAUGCCAGCAGCAGUGCCAGCGCCGAUCUUUACAGUGACUACCUUCUUAGCUGUGGCCAAGGCGUCCAGCAGCUGAAAGCGUUCAUGACUGACCAUCUGCCAAACAUCUACACGAGUCUGGGCUUUGUCGACGAACUCUACACGCGGUACUACCCGCUGUCCACAACGCUCUCUAUCUUGGAUGGGUGCACGUAUGACGGAAAUAUGGUGUUUGCACAGUGCCGGAUGCUUGCUAUAUUAACGGCCCUCUGCCCUUCUGUCCAGCGAGUGCAGGCCGGCUGGAUCGAUGACACCAACCACUUGACGACCCGCAGCGACACAAACCGAUACAUUAGCCGCGAGGAAAUCGAGGAGAACCAGGCAGCACGCCGAUCUGGAUCCGUCGCCUCCAGCAGCUCCAAGCAGUCUAAGCCUUUGCCCCUUUCCCGGCCUGAAUGCAUGUGA